CGGUGGCUUAGCAAUGCCUAUGCCAACAGAGCCUUUUAUCGUUUCUUUAUUUCAGUUGACCCAGAAAAAAAUUACGUGACAGAAAAUAUUUUUUCAUAGUUUAUAGGUGCCCAGCCUAGAUUUCCGCUUUUCUCCCUUUCUCUUUUUCUUCAAUUCUACAUCUUUUAUAACAGCAAUGUCCUUUACUCUUGAAGCUCCUUUGGCCUACAACAUCCUCAACAGUUUCUUUGAAAACGUCUCUUACGUCAAGGGUGUCGAAGCCUCUGAUGCUGAUAAGGCCGUCUUCAACGCUUUGCCCGAAGGCCCUUGCCCCAAGGCCUACCCUCACUUAGCCAGAUGGUACAACCACAUUGCUAAGGUUCAAGGUUUAAACGCCAAGCAAGCUGCUGCUCCUGCUGCUGCUGCUGCUCCUGCUGCUGCUGAAGAUGAAGAUGAUAUUGAUCUCUUCGGUUCUGAUGAUGAAGAAGUUGAUGAAGAAGCCGAAAGAAUCAAGGCUCAACGUCUCGCUGAAUACAACGCCAAGAAGGCUGCCAAGCCCAAGCCUAUCGCUAAGACCACCGUUACCCUUGAUGUCAAGCCUUGGGAUGAUGAAACUCCCAUGGACAAGUUGACCGAAAGUGUCAAGGCUAUUGCUAUGGACGGUCUCCUUUGGGGUGGUCACCAACUCGUUGCCAUCGGUUAUGGUAUCAAGAAGCUUCAAAUCAACUGUGUUGUUGAAGAUGAUAAGGUUAUGAUGGAUGAUUUGUGUGAUGAAAUCACUGCUCUUGAAGACUAUGUCCAAUCUGUCGAUAUUGCUGCCAUGCAAAAGAUCUAACCAACUUCAGCAGCUACUGCAACCUUUUAUUGAUAAAGGCAGAGAAAGAAACAAUUCAUCAAACUUUUUUUCAUUCAUCCAACGGAAAACUAUAAAAAAAGGGGCCAAGGAGAAUUGUUUGUUAUAAGGAAUCUCAUUUAUAUCAUUUUUUCUUACUAAUAAAAAAUUAAAAGCCCAGCUCACAAGAGU
Molecule: messenger RNA, 1003 nt
Organism: Mycotypha africana
Lineage: Eukaryota; Fungi; Mucoromycota; Mucoromycetes; Mucorales; Mycotyphaceae
Exons: 3
Coding region: 176-814 (212 amino acids)
Biological process (GO): translational elongation
Cellular component (GO): eukaryotic translation elongation factor 1 complex; cytosol
Molecular function (GO): translation elongation factor activity; guanyl-nucleotide exchange factor activity
Source: RefSeq, a predicted model, not a curated record